Heterotrigona itama is the source of this 3509-nucleotide messenger RNA. NCBI's taxonomy places the organism in Eukaryota, Metazoa, Arthropoda, Insecta, Hymenoptera, Apidae. The record is from the annotation of a GenBank genome assembly.
AUAGAUCUCAAGUAACAGAACAAUCAGAAGAUAAAGUCUCAGAGAAUGAAUUAUCUCAAGAUAUGUUGAUUGAUAUUGAGAAGGACAAUCUUGAACAAAGUAAAGAUGUAGUAAAUGUCACAGAUACAUCUCAAGUAACAGAACAAUCAGAAGAUAGAGUCUCAGAGAAUGAAUUAUCUCAAGAUAUGUUAAUUAAUAUUGAAAAUGACAAUCUUGAACAAAGUAAAGAUGUAGUAAAUGUCACAGAUACAUCUCAAGUAACAGAGCAAUCAGAAGAUAGAAUCUCUAUAGCAGAAAUAAAAACAAAAAUAAUGAUAGAUAAUACAUUAUCUUCUGAUAUUUCAAAAACUUGUAUCUUAGAUCAUAAUACUAUAAAAUUUGAAACAUGUAAUUUAAAUAUGAAAGAUUUUAAUGAACUUCUUCACAUGAAUUUUGAAGAAACUUGUCAGAUUACAUCAAAUGGAAAUGUCCUUAGUAUUCAAGAAACUGCUGAAAAAGUUAUAGACAGAAAUGAUAAUGAAAAUUUAAAUUUGAAAGAAUUAUUAAAAGUACAAGAAAAUUGUAAUCAAACUGUUACAGAAAAAUUGUUAAACUGCAUUGAAGAAAAUAACAAUAUAGAUUUAAACAAAAUACAAUCAUCUUCUAAUACAAAUAAAAAUGAUAAUAUUUCUACAAAUAACAUAUGUAAUGUGCUAAAUAAUGAGAGUGAAUUAGCAGUGGAAAAACUGGAAUUGAAUAUUUCAGAAAAAAAAGAUACUCAGUUUAAUAAAGUAGUUCAAGGUAAAUUAAGAGUUUUAUCUAGUGCAGAACUGGGAUCCAGAUGGUGUCCUACACCUAUAAAUAGUGUUCCUACUGUUCCUCAAUCUUCACAUACAGUUACAGUAAUUCAAACAGUUUCUGAUACGACACCUCUAAUUACUGCAUCUGCAUCUACAACAGUUUCUGAGAAUAUAAAAAAAAGUAAUACAGAUUUAAAAUUUGUAGACUCUGUGUAUGUUAGUUGUGUGAAGAUACGUAAUUUAAUUCAAAAAAUACGGCUAUCUUCACUUACUAAUUUAAAUUAUGAUAGAUUAUUAUUUAUAGAAUUCGAAAAUUUAAGAAAAAUAUUGAAUACUGAAGAUUAUGUUGAUCUAGUAGAAGGAGUUAUAGCUAUAUUUAAUACACAAAUGUUAGUAAAUCCAUUAUUAUCAAUAGAAGAAUUGUUCCAUUACACAUCAUCAGUUAAGUCUUAUUAUGCUUCUUCUUUAAAUACGCGUAAAAUUAAUGUAAAUGAAUGUCAAACCAUAAUGCCAACCAACACCGUAGUUGUUUCGACUGAAACAGUACCAAAUCAAGACAAGCAUUGUAAUGAACAGAAUAUAUGGGCAUCUUCUAUGCAAUCUAGGUUACAAUAUUUACUUUCUACUCAGAAAAGUCAAAUAUGUACAAAUAUUACUACAAAACCAACUCAUCAAAAUUUUAAAGAGAAAAUAGUUUCAUCUUCACAAAAUAAUGUUUUUCAAAACAAUGUUGCAGUGAAUCCUAUUAUUUUUACUAAUAAUAACAAUAAUGACAAGAUACAGCAAUAUAACUACAAGAUACAAACACAUAGAAAUUGUUGUCAACAAAAAAUUUCAAAUGUUCAUAUUGAUAAACAGAAACCAAUAACAAACAUGCAUGUUAGACAAAACUUUCCUGUGCAAUACGCUUCAUUUCCAUUUCAUGGAAUUAAUCAACUAGAAAGUGGACAAGUUUCUGCACCAAUCACAAAUAAACCAUUUAUCAACCAACGAUAUAUUCAACCAACUUAUUUUGUACCAACAAAUACAUUUCACAAUGUAAAUAUACAAAAUUAUUCCAUACAACAAAAUAGGGAUGUAACAUGUGUAACUGUGCAAAAUCUAACUAUACCUACCAUGACUCAGCCUAUAAUUCAAAAUACAGUAUAUCAAAAAUCUGUUUUACAACCUAUACUACCAAAUUGUAAUAUAUCACAACCUGUACUAUCAAACUGUCACAUACCACAACCUGUACUAUCAAACUGUCACAUACCACAACCUGUACAAACUAUAGUGACAAUGAAUGUACCACAUUCUGUAUUAAAAAAUACACAACCUGUAAAACCCAAACAACAAAGAGCAAAAAGAAAGGUAUCACAAAAUUAUAUGCCUGAACAAUCACAGAACAUUUACUUACAUAAACCCAAACAAUUAAAGAAAGAAAAUUUAGAAGUUCUAUUAAAUUCAACAAUGAGACUACUCAAUGCAUUGAAAUAUAUUUCUGAUAUCCAAAAACAUACACUAUUUGAACAAAUAAACUUCUAUUUUAGUUGCACCACACAUUUGAAACAAUGGUAUACAUCAGAACAGUGGCAAAAAAUUCAUUCAGAAAGAUUUCUACUAUAUCAUUUUCAGACUACUUUAAAACAUGUGAUAGAAAAGCAUAUUCUUUUGUCAGAUAAAUCUGAAACAAAUAUACUGGCAAACAUUAACACUAAUGCUCCAAAAAUAGUACAAAUUAUAGCAAAGGAAAAUGAAAAAAUUUGUUAUCAAAUUGAAGCAUCUAAAACUAAUCAAGAACAGAAUAAAAUAAUGAGUAUUAAACAGAAUUGCCCAAAUGAUCAAAACAAUUUAAAUGUUAAAACACAAAACCAAUAUGAAAAAGAACAUAAAACAAAUAAUAAUUCACAAAAUAAAAAACUUUCAUAUCUGGAACAGUUAAAUAUGUUAGAUAAGAAAAAGAUACAAAACAAUACAAUAUUUAAGGAUACUUUGUUACAGACAGAUAAUUCCUUGAUUAAAUUAAAUGUACAGAAUUAUCAAACAUCAUCAGAUAACAUUGAUGUAUGUAACAUGAUAGAAAUAGAAAAGGAACAAAAUAUUUCUAAAGAUACAUACAAUUCAAACACUAAAGAACAAAAUUUAAAUGAAUUGGAAAAAAUUGAAAAUAUUCCACAAAUAGUUAAUGAAAAGUUGCUGUUAUCAGAUAUGAAAUUAUUUAAUAAAGACACUCUGCAGCAGUUAAAUCCACAUUUAGUUACUGUAGAAAUUUCUUCUGCAAAUGAUCAAGUAACUGUUAUUAAUACUGCUAGUGGAGAAACUAAAUUAACGAGAGAGGAACUUAAAGAAUAUGAAGAACAUCAACAAGAGAAACUUCAUAUUAACAGUAUAUCAUUAGAAAAUACUAGUGAUAUAUUAGGAGUGUCUUCAUCUAAAUCUCUAAAGAAUGACAUUAAAUACCUUAAUAAUGAACAAUUACAGAAUACUUUAGUAAAAAAACCUAUUAUAUCUCAUAUUAAAGAUGUUAGAAGCAUAUCAAUGGAAGCAUUUUUAAAAAUGGAUGAAUCUAAUAAUGGUCUUUCAAAUACUACAGAAGGAAAUAUUGAAGAGGAAGAAAUGAAAGUAUGUUUAUUUUGUGGUAGACCAAGUACUGUAGCAUGUUCAAUUUGUUUAGAAGCUAAAUAUUGUUCUAAACUAUGUUUUGAACUACAUUGGGAAGAUCAUUAUAAAGAUUGUUUACUUGUAGAAAGA